CACUCCUACUUUUCGUAUCCUCUACAUUUUUUUUUUAAAAAAAAUUUAGUAUAAUAAGUUACGUUUAUAAAGCAUAUGCAUAUGGGUGAUGAAGAACAGCAGAUAAAGAAUUACUGGGAGGGGUACGUGAACUGGAGGAAUAGAGCUGCCGUCAAAGGUCUUCAUGGCGGCAUGCUUGCUGCAUCCUUUGUCCUUGGCGUGGAGGUGAUGGAGAACCUAGCAUACCUGGCAAACGCGAGCAACCUGGUGCUUUAUCUGUCAAAAUUCAUGCAUUUUUCUCCAUCCACCUCCGCCAACAUUGUCACAAAUUUCAUGGGCACCGCCUUCCUCCUUGCUCUUCUUGGUGGCUUCCUAUCCGACGCCUUCUUCUCUACUUAUCUCAUCUACUUGAUCAGCGCAGCAGUCGAGCUCGCGGGUCUUUCCAUACUGACGGUUCAAGCUCGUGCACCUUCGCUAAAGCCAGCAUGGUGUGUAUUAACCGAUGCAAACGGUGCAUGCCAGGAAGCUAAUGGUGGGAAAGCAGCGAUAUUGUUUAUGGGCCUUUAUCUGGUAGCAUUGGGCGUUGGAGGGAUUAAAGGUUCCCUCCCCCCGCACGGCGCAGAGCAGUUUGAUGAGACUACCCCACAAGGAAGAAAGCAGAGAUCAGCAUUCUUCAACUACUACGUCUUCUGCCUCUCCUGCGGUGCUCUUAUUGCUGUGACUUUCGUGGUGUGGAUUGAAGACAACAAAGGCUGGCAAUGGGGCUUUGGCAUCUCUGCUCUCGCAAUACUCAUCUCCAUCCCUAUCUUCUUGCUGGGCUCUACUACUUACAGGAUCAAAAUUCCCUCUGGAAGCCCUAUAACCACCAUUUUCAAGGUUUUGAUCGCAACAGCUUGCAACAGUUUUACUUCUAGGAGUCAUAGGAACAGCACCAUCAUAAGCUUAGCGACAAGCCCACCUAGUAUAACGACAGAUAGUAGUAAUAAUGAAGGAGGAAGUGGUAUUGCCCAAGAUCAAAAGGGAAAUGUGCCAAAUACAAGCAGAAGCAAAUGCCUCAAUUUCCUUCACAGGGCAGUCACAAACAAGCCACUCCACCCGGCGUUGGAAUGUACAAUAACGCAAGUAGAAGAGGUGAAGAUAGUGCUGAAGAUCUUACCCAUCUUCGCUUCCACCAUAAUGCUCAAUUGUUGCCUGGCUCAGCUCUCCACGUUUUCUGUCCAACAGGCAGCCACCAUGAACACUCAGCUUGGCUCUUUGAGGAUACCUCCGGCUUCUCUUCCAAUUUUCCCCGUCGUCUUCAUCAUUAUCCUUGCACCAUUCUAUAACCAUAUCAUUAUCCCAUUCGCCAGAAAAGUGAACAAGACCGAAAUGGGGAUCACUCAUUUGCAGAGGAUUGGGACAGGCCUGGUUCUGUCCAUUAUAGCCAUGGCAGUUGCAGCCUUAGUGGAGAUCAAGAGAAAAGGGGUUGCUGCACAAUAUGGGCUAUUAAAUUCUGCACAGCCAUUACCCCUCACAUUCUUGUGGAUUGCAUUUCAGUACUUGUUUCUCGGGUCGGCUGAUCUUUUCACCCUGGCUGGAAUGAUGGAGUUCUUUUUCACAGAGGCCCCAUUGAGCAUGAGGUCCUUGGCCACUGCUCUCGCCUGGGCUUCUCUGGCCAUGGGGUACUACCUCAGCUCCGUGCUUGUGUCAACAGUUAACCGCGUGACGGGCAAUUCUCAGCACCAACCUUGGCUGUUUGGAAGCAACUUGAAUCAUUGUCAUCUGGAGAGAUUUUACUGGUUGAUGUGUGUAUUAAGCGGAUUGAACUUCUUGCAUUAUCUCCUAUGGGCUAGCCGAUACAAGUACAGACCUAUGAGGCCUGAUAAUUAGAAGAAAACCCAUAUUUCAGUUUACCUUUAGUAGUGUAGGUUAGAGGCCCCAUGUAGUUGAAAAAAGUGCAAAUUUCAACAAAAAUUAUCUCAAGCGUGGCGUUAUAUUAUGCCCGAGCUGCUUUCAAGGGACAUUCCGGUGGGACCUGAGGCCUGAGACUUUUAUAUAAGAGGUUUUACCUUCGAAUCACAAGAGGGGUGCAAAUGGUUAAGGGGGAGAUAGCCUACUUUCUAUUGUGCAGCCUAAGUGUCAUCGAUACUUCUUAAUAAACAAUAAAAAGUAAUUUAUUUGUUA
Messenger RNA from Malania oleifera, 2142 nucleotides. RefSeq names its product protein NRT1/ PTR FAMILY 4.6-like. The record is from RefSeq and is a predicted model, not a curated record. The transcript has 5 exons. Gene Ontology annotation, molecular function: transmembrane transporter activity. The coding region runs from base 76 to 1848 and encodes 590 amino acids. Gene Ontology annotation, biological process: transmembrane transport. NCBI's taxonomy places the organism in Eukaryota, Viridiplantae, Streptophyta, Magnoliopsida, Santalales, Ximeniaceae. Gene Ontology annotation, cellular component: membrane.